CCUUUUUACUGUGGCCGCCAUAGCAAGAGGAGCGUGGUUCCCGGCGAGCCGAUAAACUAAAUCUGAAUAUGGCUUGUGCCCGACCCCUGAUCUCGGUUUACUCCGAGAAAGGAGAAACUGCAGGCAAGAAUGUUGUCAUGCCUGCCAUCUUCAAGGCUCCAAUCCGCCCUGAUGUUGUGAAUUUUGUUCACACCAACAUGCGCAAGAACAGCCGCCAGCCCUAUGCAGUCAGUGAACUGGCAGGUCACCAGACCAGUGCAGAGUCCUGGGGAACAGGAAGAGCUGUGGCCCGUAUCCCUCGUGUGAGGGGUGGUGGUACCCACCGCUCUGGCCAGGGUGCUUUUGGAAAUAUGUGUCGUGGAGGUCGCAUGUUUGCCCCCACCAAGACCUGGCGCCGCUGGCACCGCAGGAUCAACACAACCCAGAAGCGCUAUGCCAUCUGCUCUGCUGUGGCUGCUUCUGCCAUUCCUGCACUUGUGAUGUCCAAAGGACAUCGUAUUGAGGAGAUCCCUGAGGUCCCACUGGUGGUAGAGGACAAAGUUGAGGGAUACAAGAAGACCAAGGAGGCCGUGCUUCUGCUGAAGAAGCUGAAAGCCUGGAACGACAUCAAGAAGGUCUACGGCUCUCAGCGCAUGCGUGCUGGUAAGGGUAAGAUGAGGAAUCGCAGACGCAUCCAACGCAGAGGGCCAUGCAUCAUCUACAACCAAGAUGCUGGUGUCACCAAAGCCUUCAGAAAUAUCCCAGGCAUCACCCUGCAGAACGUCAACAAACUCAACCUCCUGAGGCUCGCCCCCGGUGGUCACGUUGGACGCUUCUGCAUCUGGACAGAGAGCGCUUUCCGUAAGCUCGACGAGCUGUACGGCACCUGGCGUAAACCUUCUUCCCUGAAGACCGGCUACAACCUGCCAAUGCACAAGAUGACCAACACAGAUCUGAGCAGGAUCCUGAAGAGUGAGGAGAUCCAGAAAUCUCUCCGUGCACCUAACAAGAAGAUCAACCGCAGAGUGCUGAAGAAGAAUCCUCUGAAGAACCUGAGGAUAAUGCUCAAACUGAACCCUUACGCCAAGACAGCAAGACGUCAUGCCAUCCUCAAGCAUGACCCGGCGAUCAAGGCCAAGAUGCUGAAACCCAAGAAGAAGCCAGCAAGGAAGGGAGCACCUGCUAAACCCAAGCCUACAGCAUAAAUUUAUACUUACAGUAUGGAGUUCAGUGAUGAAUAAAUCAGUGCUUUCAAA
Molecule: messenger RNA, 1235 nt
Organism: Notolabrus celidotus (New Zealand spotty)
Lineage: Eukaryota; Metazoa; Chordata; Actinopteri; Labriformes; Labridae
Gene: rpl4
Product: ribosomal protein L4
Exons: 10
Coding region: 69-1184 (371 amino acids)
Biological process (GO): translation
Cellular component (GO): cytosolic large ribosomal subunit; ribosome
Molecular function (GO): structural constituent of ribosome; RNA binding
Source: RefSeq, a predicted model, not a curated record